Molecule: messenger RNA, 1834 nt
Organism: Diprion similis
Lineage: Eukaryota; Metazoa; Arthropoda; Insecta; Hymenoptera; Diprionidae
Product: bone morphogenetic protein receptor type-1B-like
Exons: 4
Coding region: 75-1583 (502 amino acids)
Biological process (GO): protein phosphorylation; dorsal/ventral pattern formation; BMP signaling pathway
Cellular component (GO): plasma membrane; signaling receptor complex
Molecular function (GO): ATP binding; transforming growth factor beta receptor activity, type I; SMAD binding
Source: RefSeq, a predicted model, not a curated record
CCAUUCCAACGACCCAACGUCUCAUUGUCUCUCGAGGUUCUAAUCUGUUCGGACGUUUUCAUAAGGAAUAUAAGAUGUGGAUCGUGUUUGGGGUGGUUAUCGCUACAACGACAAGUGCACUGGGAAUCACUUGUUACUGCGAAGGCUACUGCCCCGAUGGCAGAGAGAACGGGACUUGCCAAGAGCAGGUCGGAGGUUACUGCUUCAGCGCGGUCGAGGAGGUCUGGGACCCAAAAAGAAAAGAAUACAGUCCCGAGUGGUCAUUCGGGUGUCUCCCCCCCGUUGAGCAGGGCCUAAUGCAGUGCAAAGGAGACUUGGCGCCACUUUUGAAUCAGAUGAGUAUAACCUGCUGCAACGACAGGGACUUAUGCAACAAGAAGUCCCUUCCGGUAUUCAAGCCUUGGAUCUCAGGGCAAGUCGAUUCAGUUCCCUCGGCAAAAACGAUCGUCAUAAUCGCGAUUUCAGCCUCGGCGUCGGUAAUCCUCAUCAUCGUUAUCGUCGUCGGCUUCAUCGUCUUGCAGCGUCAUCGUAAAUCGAAACGCCGAAGGUCCAUCUUACAGAAAUCAAUUCGAGGAAACCUGGAGGAACUCAUAGACGAAAGCAGCGGGUCAGGAUCCGGUCUUCCUCUACUGGUGCAGAGGACGAUUGCUAGGCAGCUGUCGUUAUCCAGAUGCGUCGGAAAAGGAAGAUACGGAGAGGUCUGGCUGGCUACUUGGCGAGGCGAGAGAGUAGCCGUCAAGGUGUUUUUCUCUCUGGAGGAAGCCUCCUGGUUUCGUGAGACUGAGAUCUAUCAGACGGUGCUCAUGAGACACGAGAACAUCCUUGGGUUCAUCGCGGCCGAUAUCAAGGGCACUGGAACAUGGACCCAGAUGCUACUGAUUACCGAUUACCACGAGCGGGGCUCGCUGCAUGAUUACUUGCAGACCACGAUUCUCGAUCACUCGACCCUGCUGACCAUCUGCUUCUCAAUCGCCUCCGGGAUGUCUCAUCUUCACAUGGAAAUUUUUGGUACUAGAGGAAAGCCGGCCAUUGCACAUCGCGACGUCAAGAGUAGGAACAUCCUGGUCAAGUCGAACGGAGAAUGUGUUAUUGCUGACUUUGGAAUGGCCGUACGAUUUAUGAGUGAUAACGGCACCGUCGAAAUUCCGCCGAACACCAGAGUUGGUACAAAGAGGUACAUGGCUCCAGAGAUUCUCGAGGAACGUGUAAACACGACCUCGUUCGAUUCGUUUAAAAUGGCUGAUAUGUACUCCGUCGGUUUGGUCUUCUGGGAAGUCUGCCGACGAUGUGGCACUCCUGAAGAUGUCUCUUCUUCACGAUCGGCAGAAGCGUACGCUCUGCCGUAUCACGAUGUUGUACCCGGAGAUCCAUCCUUCGAAGACAUGAAGCUUGCAAUAUGCGUGAAAAAAUUGCGUCCACAAAUACCAUCGAGAUGGAAAAGUGAUUCGGUUUUGGCACCCCUGAGUAAAGUUAUGGCUGAAUGCUGGCACGAAAAUCCGGCUGUAAGACUGACGGCGCUUAGAGUUAAAAAAACUCUUGUGAUGCUCCGUAGCAAUAUUGCCAUUACAGAUAAUUUGGUUUAAGACUGUAGUGGAAUAUCGAAUUUUCGAUGUUAUUACCCCUGAUUACACGGAACUCUACUUAAAUUAUUUAUUUUUUCCUAUUAUCGAGCUCAAAUUUUACGUUUCCGAUUGAGAUGAAAAAUUUUCAGCACAAAGAGUGUCAAGAAAUUCGUUUCACGUUAUUCUUUAUUGUUCUGUAUCACGAGGACUGUUGUUUUGUCUGAGAAGAGUUUAUUAUUAGCUUAUGGAGAAGAUAUAUCGUUCGAAGUAAA